AUGUCUUACUUCAGGUCACGUCUUUUUAGCAUUCCAGGUGAUAGUGCCAUGGCCCAGAGAGUAUUUAAUACUAUUGGGAAGAUCGGUCUCGGGCUGGUGGCAGCCGGUGGUAUUGUUCAGUCAGCUUUAUUCAACGUUGAUGGUGGUCACCAGGCUGUGAUAUUUGACAGAUUCCGUGGUGUACAAGAACAUGUGAUUGGUGAGGGAACACAUUUUCUUAUUCCAUGGAUACAAAGACCUAUUAUUUUUGACUGCAGAUCACGACCUCGUAACAUACCUGUCAUCACAGGUAGCAAAGAUCUCCAAAAUGUCAAUAUCACAUUGAGAAUUCUUUUCCGGCCACAAAUUCCACAUUUACCAAAAAUUUUCACCAACUUAGGAUUGGAUUAUGAUGAGAGAGUCCUGCCAUCAAUUACAACUGAGGUUCUUAAAGCAAUUGUGGCCCAAUUUGAUGCUAGUGAACUGAUUACCAACCGUGAAGUUGUCUCUCAGAGAGUGUCUGAAGAACUCACGGAACGUGCUGCUACAUUUGGUUUGGUGUUGGAUGACAUCUCAUUGACUCACUUAACGUUUGGAAAAGAAUUUACAGAAGCUGUUGAGUUGAAACAAGUUGCCCAACAAGAUGCUGAAAAAGCCAGAUAUUUAGUAGAAAAAGCUGAACAAAUCCGUAAAGCAGCUGUAACAACUGCGGAAGGAGACAGCAAGGCUGCCGAGUUAUUGUCAAAAGCUUUUGUUGAUGCUGGUGAGGGUUUGAUUGAAUUGAGAAAAUUGGAGGCUGCUGAAGACAUUGCUCAACAACUUGCUCGCUCCCGCAACGUACUCUAUUUGCCCAAGGGACAACAGACCCUACUCAAUCUCCCCACGGCAUAG
Acanthosepion pharaonis is the source of this 870-nucleotide messenger RNA. The record is from the annotation of a GenBank genome assembly. NCBI's taxonomy places the organism in Eukaryota, Metazoa, Mollusca, Cephalopoda, Sepiida, Sepiidae.